Messenger RNA from Phyllostomus hastatus (greater spear-nosed bat), 1201 nucleotides. RefSeq names its product mediator complex subunit 22 (gene MED22). Gene Ontology annotation, molecular function: transcription coregulator activity. Gene Ontology annotation, biological process: regulation of transcription by RNA polymerase II. The coding region runs from base 242 to 844 and encodes 200 amino acids. The transcript is spliced from 5 exons. The record is from RefSeq and is a predicted model, not a curated record. Gene Ontology annotation, cellular component: mediator complex. NCBI's taxonomy places the organism in Eukaryota, Metazoa, Chordata, Mammalia, Chiroptera, Phyllostomidae.
GUCCGCCCUCGGGUCGGGGGCGGUGCGGGAAGCCGGAGUAGGGUCUGUGAGUCGCAAGGGGCGUGGAGACGGCGGCGGGACGCUCCGGGUGCGGACAGGCUCCUGCGAGCUGGGACUGCCCGAGGGGAGCUCGUUCAUACCUUCCCCCAUCCCGGCCAGGUGCCGGCCGGGCCCGGGGUCUGCGGACAAGGUGCUGACUGCGGCCCGGGGCCUCCGCUCCCUGCCCUGACCGGCGCCCGCCAUGGCCCAGCAGAGGGCCCUGCCGCAGAGCAAGGAGACGCUGCUUCAGUCCUACAACAAGCGGCUCAAGGACGACAUCAAGUCCAUCAUGGACAACUUCACGGAGAUCAUCAAGACCGCCAAGAUUGAGGAUGAGACGCAGGUGUCCAGGGCCACUCAGGGCGAGCAGGACAAUUACGAGAUGCACGUGCGAGCCGCCAACAUCGUCCGCGCCGGUGAGUCCCUGAUGAAGCUCGUGUCCGACCUCAAGCAGUUCCUCAUCCUGAACGACUUCCCCUCGGUGAACAAGGCCAUCGACCAGUGCGACUUCCAGCUGCGCACCCUGCAGGACGAGUGUGACCGGAAGCUCGUCACCCUGCGGGACGAGGUUGCCAUCGACCUGUAUGAGCUGGAGGAGGAGUAUUACUCGUCCAGCUCGAGUCUUUGCGAAGCUCACGAUCUGCCUCUGUGCGAAGCUUACUGGAGGCCGGACCACGACUCGGACCCCGCGGACGGCCUCUCGGCCCCUCUGCUGGCGUCCCCGGAGCCCGGCGCGGGGCCCCUGCAGGCCGCCACCGUGGCCCACUCCCAUGCCGGCGUCCCCGGCCCCUCGGAGCACGCCUGAGCCGCCCCGGCCCGCCCCCCGCCUGCUGCCGCCGCAGCCUCGCUUCUCAGCCUUGGCUCCUGCUGCUUGGGCAGCUGCUCCGGCCGCCUUGGGGGCCUUGCCAGCCCCGGGACAGCCCGCCCACUCUCCCUCGGACCACCUCCGGGCACCGCCUUCCCGGCCAGCUGGGCGGAGGAAGCGUCCGGGGCAGCCGGCCUGCGGAGGGAUUCCCAGCUGGGCAGAGAGGACGCCCAGCAUUGGGGGCCUGGCGGGAGCCGCCGCGCGCAGUGGGGGAGGGGCUCCGGGUGAGCGCACACACGCUCCUGUUAUUUUUUAUUCUUUGUACGAGAAAGUUGAAUGAAAACAGCGCUGCCCUCG